AUGGAAUCCAGCCUGAGCCAAUGUGUUGUGCAGGCGGUCGGCCGUUCUAGUGAGCAAAGUUCUUUGGUUUACAUCCGCUGGAAUCAGCUUCAUGCAGCUCUCACGGAAGCACAUCGCAAGCAUUCGGUCUUUGCUGACAGCAAGAAGCGCGCAUUGCGAGUUGCGAAAGAAGCCCUGCGGGCCGCAGAAGGUUACAUCCAUUGCCAGGGACAGGCCCGAGAUGGAGAUGAAGCAACCCAAACCUGUGAAGGUGAUGUGGCAGAUCUGCAGCUCCAGUGGCAACGCGCUAUUCGACUGCAGGACCAGGUAGGCACUGCCCUGCUGGAAGCGUGGGCUUCGACAUCUGCUGCCAACGAGAUCUUGGAAACCUUUACCAAUCAGGGCCUGCUGCAGGACAUUGCUGCGGCUGCGGCUAUCCACCCAGAACCAACCAGGUCGCCAUGUCCAGCAUUUGAGUCGCUGGUCCAGGUGGCCUAUCGACAUGGCGUCCAGGCAACAGAUGCCGUUCUGUCAAACGUCCUUACACAAGUACUGGUGCUGCACGCGAUCGGGACUUAUCAAAAGAAGGAAUUGAAGAGGAUGAAAUUGGAGGUCACAGGCGGCACAGCUUCCAGCGCUGGCGUGUCGCAGGCCAUGCUGGCCCUGCACGCCGUCGCCUCCAAUGCUGCCCUUGGCACUGAGGCCUUGCAUGUCACGGCACGGGCCCUUGACGUUGUGGGUCCUGCCCUGUGCCCGGCACCAGAAAACGGUGCUUGUGCCGGGACAAUUCUGAAAGCCAACAGCACUGAACCCAGUAUCAUGCUGACUGCCCUGAAGCCGGGUGACAUUCUGCUACAGAAGAAUCCGGUCUCCAUGGUCAAAGCUUGUCUUUCAAAUCCGCCAUCCAACCCCAUGAGCCACAUGGAUUUGAAGAUGGAACAUUCAAAGCUGGUUGCAGAGAAGUCGGAAAGCAGGCAUGCUGAGCCCCACACGGGCGAAGCCGGCUCGAGCAUUCAAUCAAAGCUUCUUGAAAAGUUGGAGCAAAUGGAAGAGGAGAUCAGGGAGAUACAUUCGGAGAUGAAUGAGAUGAAGAGCAUGAAAAAGGAAAAAGUUUCUUCUGUGGGACCUGCCCUCUUGCAGUCAGAGGCUGCAGAAGCUGCAAACUUUUUGCACAGUCUAUGUGAGGGUGACUGCUUGCGAAGUUUUCAACAGAAAUUAGAAAAAGGACACCAGGCGAGUUUUCUUCGUGAAUUCACUGGGUGGUGGAUCAGAAGAGACGCAGAAUCAGGAUGA
Molecule: messenger RNA, 1272 nt
Organism: Cladocopium goreaui
Lineage: Eukaryota; Dinophyceae; Suessiales; Symbiodiniaceae
Source: the annotation of a GenBank genome assembly